Molecule: messenger RNA, 2441 nt
Organism: Strongylocentrotus purpuratus (purple sea urchin)
Lineage: Eukaryota; Metazoa; Echinodermata; Echinoidea; Camarodonta; Strongylocentrotidae
Product: glutathione hydrolase 1 proenzyme
Exons: 11
Coding region: 58-1863 (601 amino acids)
Biological process (GO): glutathione catabolic process
Cellular component (GO): plasma membrane
Molecular function (GO): glutathione gamma-glutamate hydrolase
Source: RefSeq, a predicted model, not a curated record
ACGUGUCAAACGCUGGUCACCACGAACAUCGUUGAAUCUCAUGAUCCCGGCUCGAUCAUGAUGGAUUCCAAAAGGAGUUUUAGUCUUGAGGAGCAACAUCUAGUUGGUAGUUAUGAUAAGAAAACAUAUCCCAAAAAAUUCGCUGGUCUGGUAGUGGUCGCACUGCUCGCCGGAGCCGUGGCAGGUGGAAUCUACCUGGGUAUCCUACUAACCGGACCCGAAGACGAUGCAGCUCCUACCGGUAGUGGAUAUUAUGUGUACAGAGAGGCCGCCGUGGCCGCAGAUGCACCGAUAUGCUCAGAGCUUGGAAGGAACGUGUUGUUGAAUAAGGGAAGUGCCAUUGAUGCAGCCAUCACUGCUCUGCUGUGUGUCGGGAUGUAUAACAUGCAGAGUACCGGGAUUGGAGGGGGAAACUUCAUCCUUUAUUACGACAGAGAACAAGAAAAGCCUUUCUUCAUUGAUGCCCGCGAGAGGGCGCCAGCAGCUGCGCAUCGCGACAUGUUCGAGAACAAGUCGGACGAUGCUUCUAUCUUUGGACCGCUUGCUAUCGGUGUACCGGGGGAGAUCAUGGGGUACUGGGAGGCCCACCAGAGCUUCGGUAAGAGACCGUGGAAAGAACUGCUCCAGCCUGUAAUCGACCUAGCAGUAAAUGGUUUCGAGAUAGGAGAACCCCUGCACGAGGCCAUACAUCAAUAUCAAAAUGUGAUUCUCAACGAUACUAGCUUGAGCGAAAUCUUGACGGAUGCCGAUGGGAAUAUCUUGAGCUUGGGUGACACGGUCUACAGGCCCAAACUGGCGAAGACCCUCCGUAUGAUCGCUGACAGAGGGGCCGAGGCGCUGUACACAGGGGAAAUCGCACAGGAUAUAGCUUCAGAAAUUCAAGACAGAGGCGGCUUGAUCACGGUGGAGGAUCUCGCGCGCUACCAAGUAGUGAGAAGAGAGCCGUUGACGGUGGAUAUCAAUGACUUGCAAGCAUUCACUGGUCCUCCUCCGUGUAGCGGUCCAGUAUACGCACUCAUCAUGAAUAUACUCGAAGGAUACGGAUUCAAUUCUAGGACAAUGCUAUCGGGAGAGGGAGAAGUUCUGACAUAUCAUCGAAUUAUUGAAGCUUUCAAAUUCGGUUAUGGCAAGAGGAGUGCUUUAGGAGAUUCGAGUUUUGUUAAUUUGACAGAUCUGGUGGCAAACAUGACCGCACAAUCCUACGCCGAUGCUCUCCGCGCGAGAAUUGACGAUGACCGGACGCAUAACUACACGUAUUACGAACCCGAGUUCCAACUCGUUGAAGACAGCGGUACGUCUCAUAUCUCGAUCGUCGACCAGUACGGCAAUGCAGCUGCGAUUACGAGUACCAUCAAUACCUUCUUUGGGUCGAAAGUCCGCGGGGAAAAGACAGGGAUCAUUUACAACAACGAGAUGGACGACUUCUCCCAGCCCGGAGUCAACAACUUCUACGGCGUUCCUCCCUCGCCGUCGAAUUUCAUCGAGCCCGGAAAACGUCCGAUGUCGUCGAUGACGCCCGUCAUCGUUGUCGACAGGGAAGGUGACGUCAGACUGGUGACAGGCGCAUCGGGUGGAACUAGAAUUACCUUGUCUGCAAGCUUAGUCAGCAUUGAAAACUUGUGGUUCGGUUCAAGUAUCCGAGAUGCUAUAGAACGGAAACGGAUAUAUCACCAGUUAAUACCCGAGGAUCCGUUCUACGAGGAUGGCUUCCCUCAGGACAUCGUAGAUGGUUUAGCAAGAAAAGGCCACCGUCCUCUGGUUUCCAGCCGCUCCGCGGUCGUCCAGGGGAUCGAACGUCUGGACGAUGGGUUGCUACGGGCUCACAGUGAUAGCAGGAAGGGUGGAAUACCUUCGGGUUUCUAAUGGCCACGCCCAUACAUGACCACGCCCUUGACAUGCUCAUACAUCCCGAGCCGGACUGCGACUGAAAAAGUGACCCGGUACUCGCAAGGUUCGAUCGGUCAACUGCGACUUCAUUCCCCUUCCCGUCAACCAAAAAGGGACCGACCCUCAAGCCAAUUCUGUCGUUUAUCAAUCUGCUUAUUUUGAAUCCACCCAAAGUUCAUGUGUUUAUACUUUUGAUUGUUUGUUUCUGAUUAUCUCAAUUCUCUUUAGUCAUAUCAAGUACAUAGUUUGAGACUGUAUUAAUUUUUUUCAUCUUUCAUAAUUAAUACAUGUUUUGUAAGAGUAACGCACAACGCGAUGUCCCGUUUGAAACUACAUGAUACAAUUAAUUAUGUUACUGUUUAUACUAUCUACUUGUAUACUUGUUCAUGUCAUUCCCUACACUCCACGCACUAUAUAGAGAAUCGGCUGUUUUAAGAAACGACACGAUAUUGUACAAAAAACAAGUCCCGUUGAUGUAAUAUGUUGAUUGCAUUCUAAUUUAUUGUGCAAUAUUUAUGAUGAUUUUCGUAAUGAUGAUAAUGAUAGGAAUGAUG